Messenger RNA from Sebastes umbrosus (honeycomb rockfish), 1584 nucleotides. RefSeq names its product tetraspanin-8-like. Lineage: Eukaryota; Metazoa; Chordata; Actinopteri; Perciformes; Sebastidae. Bases 791 to 1486 code for a protein of 231 amino acids. The transcript has a single exon. Gene Ontology annotation, cellular component: membrane. The record is from RefSeq and is a predicted model, not a curated record.
UUGUUAAACGUGGUGAAAUACAAUGGAUUUUUAUCUGCUCUAUAAAACUUUGGAUUUAUGUUAUUGGAGUUUUAUGGCAGUUUGUUAAUAAAUGUCUACCAGAUAGUUAGACCUCUCUGGGGUCUAAUUGAUCCCAAAACAAACUAUACUUGGUAGAAUGACUUUUUGGCAAACUUAUCCAUGCAUAGCUCGUAUAACAUAUUAAUUUAAACAUUUAAUAUUAUCCAAAUGUUGUGUAAUAACAAUGAAACAUGGUCAUUUCUGUAUAUAUUACAACUUCAAUACUUAUUGGAUUUUAAUAAGGCCACAAGAAAAGAAAAGAAGUUUUGAAGGAAAAUAACUAUUAAUAUUAGUAUUACUUAGACACACACAGCUGUAGGGUCUGUGGGACCCCAAACCAAAGUCAUCUAAAGACAUGUUUUUUAAUAUGUUAUGGGACUAAAUUUUGAUUAUUUGGUCAAAAAGAAGCAUAAUGUGUUGUAUUCCAAUGAAUUUGGUUCCCAGUCUUUUGUUUCCCUCCAUGCCAUCCCAUUGUUUGAGUAACAACUGUUGCAUUGGGGGGCUGUGAGACAGCAUCCUGUGCUGUGAUUGGGUAACUUGAAACAAUUGGGAGAACAACUUGUUUUAAACCCCUCAAGUCAGUUUUCAUUGUGCUCUGCUUUCAUCAAGGUGAUCCUCACCCGCUGAACACGCCCCCCGACACAGAGCUAAAAGUUCCCACCCAUAUUUAAGCAGCAGAAGUGGCAGAGAUAUUCUCCUUUGGCUUCUGGCUUGAUGUUGGAGUUGAACAAUGACGGUCAGCAAGGUCAUCAAAUACCUUCUCUUCACCUUCAACUUUUUGUUUUUUGCGGGUGGAGCCAUUAUUCUCACUUACUCCACACACGUCAGGAGCAACAAAGGACACUACCAGAUCACUGAUGAACUUCUCCCGGCCAUACACCUCCUCAUAUUUAUCGGUGCCAUGACUUUGGUUUUUGGCUUCCUGGGUUUCUGCGGAGCGAUCCGAGAGAACCGCUGCCUGCUGGCCCUGUUCUUCAAGGGCCUGCUCAUAAUGUUCCUCAUGCUGUUGGCCGUGGGAGUGCUGGGAGCCGUAUCAAGAACUGCAGCUGCCCAGGAGCUGGUGAGGAAACACUUGAAGCAGCUGCUUCCGCUGAGCGAACAGCCGAAGGAAGUUCAGGAGACGUUUCACAACGUGGAGAGGACCGGCUUCUGUUGUGGUUUCUUUGUUGGACAUCUCGAUUGGGGCAACUCGACAGUGGUGCCCGACUCUUGUAACUGCACAGACACCUCCAGAAAUUGCACGGAUUUAGAUGGACGGGAUAUAUACGCGACGCCGUGUAUGCCGCACAUCAUGACGUGGUUGGACAGGAUGUCAGAUUCACUCAUCGGGACUGCGCUUGCAUUCGGCAUCUUGAUGAUUCUGGGCAUGAUUUUCUCACUAGCCCUGAUCUGUCAGAUUAGGAGUUGGAAGAAAGGCAUUGUUUAAAAGGUUCACAGGUGUCGACUGAAGGACACAUCAUCAUGUUAGUGUUAAUUGCAUCUUUACUGGGCGUUGCCGCGUUGUACAUUUUUUAACGGUUUCUA